AUGAUCACACGUGAUCUCUCUCUCUUGUUUGAGUGUGUGCUCCCUAUUGCCCUUGGUCUUCCCGCCUCCAGCCGCUGCUCUGCCUCCACUGCCUCCCGGCCGUCUGCUCUCUCCCACUCCUCGGCCGUCUGCCUCCCCACUCCCGGCCGCGCUGCCUUUCUGCCUGCUCGCUCUGCUCUCCCCCAUUUUCGGCCCCUGUCCCGUCUCCUCUGCUUUCACUCGCCUCUGCCCGUCCCUCGCCUCCCGGCCCCGUUGUAUCUCCCGCCUCCGGCCACAUCCUUGCCGCUGCCUGCGUUUCCACCGCCUCCCCGCCUCAUCCUUGCCACUGCUCUGCUCUCCACCGCUCCCUGCCCCUAUCCUUGGCCACUGCUCUGCUCUCACCACUCCCUGGCUGCCCUGCCUCCCACUCCUGCUGCUGCCCCUGUUCCGCUGUCUCGAGUCUCUACUUCCUCGGCCUGCCUGCCUCCUGCCCCGCGCCUGGCCUCGCCUCUCACUCCUGGGCUGCUGCUCCCGGCUCGCCCUGCUCCCUCGCCUCCCGGCCGUCUGCCCUCCCGCCUCCUGCCGCUGCUCGUCCUCUGCCUCCCUGCCCCUGCUCGCCUCACCGCUUCUCAGCCGCCGUCUGCCUCCCCACUCGCCGCCAUCUCGAUUUGA
Molecule: messenger RNA, 651 nt
Organism: Dioscorea cayenensis subsp. rotundata (Guinea yam)
Lineage: Eukaryota; Viridiplantae; Streptophyta; Magnoliopsida; Dioscoreales; Dioscoreaceae
Product: proline-rich receptor-like protein kinase PERK2
Exons: 2
Coding region: 1-651 (216 amino acids)
Source: RefSeq, a predicted model, not a curated record